AUGGAACGAAGGCCUCUUAAUUUGGAAGCAUUAUGGUUGCAUUGCACAUGCUUACUCGGUAUUAGUUCCUUUGGUGCGUCUCUUGAAACUGAUUGGAAGGCUCUACAUUUAGAGGACGACGCGAUCUAUGGCCACAUGUCGAAACCAAAUCUCAGGAUCUUAGAAGAAAAGGAAGUUGUGUCACAUUUCCAAAAAACUGCAACCCGCAACGAUGAUGGCCGAUUUGUUCUUCAAUUACCAAUCAAGGCAAAUGCUAAUAAAUUAGAAGACAGUGUAACAAUGGCAACAUCGCGCUUUAUGAGUGUGGAAAGACGAAUACAAAAAGAUCCGUACUUACACACAGAAUACAUUAAGUUUAUGCAAGAAUACUUAGAAAUGGGUCACAUUCAGGAAGUUUGUAGUGAAUUAUCUAUUCCUUUAAAUGCAUACUAUUUGCCACAUCGCGCAGUUCAAAAGACCUCAAGUCUAACUAAAAAGGUGAGGGUUAUUUUUUAUGCUUCUGCCAGAUCUUCUUCAGGUAUAUCACUAAACGAUAUAUUAAUGCGUGGUCCUUCAGUCCAGGAAGAGUUGUUUGAGAUAUUGAUUCGGUUUAGAAGGCACCAGCAUGUAAUAACAUCAGACAUUGAAUAA
Molecule: messenger RNA, 630 nt
Organism: Diuraphis noxia (Russian wheat aphid)
Lineage: Eukaryota; Metazoa; Arthropoda; Insecta; Hemiptera; Aphididae
Source: RefSeq, a predicted model, not a curated record